This is a messenger RNA of Colletotrichum fioriniae, 513 nucleotides long. RefSeq lists its product as uncharacterized. Gene Ontology annotation, cellular component: cytoplasm. Gene Ontology annotation, molecular function: calcium ion binding. The record is from RefSeq and is a predicted model, not a curated record. NCBI's taxonomy places the organism in Eukaryota, Fungi, Ascomycota, Sordariomycetes, Glomerellales, Glomerellaceae.
AUGAUUAUCUACAAGGACAUCAUUACCGGAGACGAGAUCAUCUCGGACUCCUACGACCUCAAGGACAUCGAUGGCAUUGUCUUCGAGGCCGACUGCGCCAUGAUUACCGAGGGCGCCGUCAGUGUCGACACCGGCGCCAACGCCUCCGCCGAGGAGGCUGACGAGGGUACUGAGGACGCCGAGAUCAAGGUCAACAACAUUGUCCACUCUUUCCGCCUCCAGUCCACCCAGUUCGACAAGAAGAGCUUCCUUGGCUACCUCAAGGGCUACAUGAAGGCUGUCAAGACUGCCCUUCAGGAGAAGAACGCCCCCGCCGAGAAGAUCACCGCCUUCGAGAAGGGUGCCCAGAAGUACGUCAAGGAGACCCUCCUUCCCAACUUCAAGGACUUUGAGUUCUACACUGGCGAGUCGAUGAACCCCGAUGGAAUGGUCGUCCUCCUCAACUAUCGCGAGGAUGGUGUCACCCCCUACAUCGUCGUCUGGCAGCACGGCCUCGAGGGCAUGAAGGUUUAA